GACGGGCGGACCAUCGGCACCAUCGACUACCUCGAGGAGAAGGGCAAGAUAAAGGAGAACGUGCGCGACAACCUCUUCAGCCCCAUGGUCCUUGCCAUGCUCUCCCAGGCCCGCGGGAUACACUUCACCUACCUGGGCACAGGCUGCAUCUUCGAGUUCGACAAGGAUCACCCUUUCGAGACGGCCUACACGGGCCAGGGCUUCACAGAGGAGAGCAAGCCCAACUUCUUCGCCUCGUCGUACUCGACAGUGAAGGGGUUCACCGACCAGUUGAUGCACCUGUUCGACAAGGAUGUGUUGAACCUGCGCAUUCGCAUGCCAAUCACAGGCUUUCACAACCAUCGGAAUUUCAUCACCAAGAUCUGCAAGUACGAGUACGUUUGCUCCAUUGCCAACUCCAUGACCGUGCUCGACGAGCUCCUGCCCGUCAUGGUGAAGAUGGCCUUGAACAGAGAGUCUGGCACCUUCAACAUGACCAAUCCGGGCGUCAUCUCGCACAACGAGAUUUUGACCAUGUACAAGGAAAUCGUGGACCCCGACUUCACCUGGAAGAAUUUCUCCGAGGAGGAGAUGCUCAAGAUCCUGGCGUCGGGCCGGUCCAACAACAGGCUUGAGACGACCAAGCUCACCUCCAAGUACCCGGUGGACGACAUCAAGACCGCCGUGCGCAAGGCGCUGGGCACCAUGUCGAAGCUCUGAGCCCGCCGUUGUCGCAGUGGCGUGCGCCAGGCCGGGUCUGGGGGGUCCCUACCCCUUGGCGUGGCCGCCGCGCCUUCCCGUUCUGGGAGGUGUUCCUUGCUCUCCUUCCUUGCUGUUGUUCAUCCUUCAUCGUCCCUCCUCGGUCUUCCAUUUUGCAUCCUUCAGUUCUAUUGCCGCGGAAUCUGCAAAGCCAGGUGCCGCCGGCAAGAGAGGUGCAUAGCCACGCGUACUGUCAACCUGGUCCGUAGUGGGUGCAUGAUGGCCCGUUGCGUUGCUUCGGCCCAUUCUGGCAUUCCAUUCGCUCGGGUGGUCAGAAAAUCCUCGUUGUCCAUCUUGCGCGCUUUGUGGGCACC
Messenger RNA from Prorocentrum cordatum, 1052 nucleotides. The record is from the annotation of a GenBank genome assembly. Lineage: Eukaryota; Dinophyceae; Prorocentrales; Prorocentraceae.